AUGGAUGUCAUAGACUCCCUCAGUAGGAAGCAUGAAUAUGAGAUCAGUGAGGUUAAGAUUUCAGACAGUGGUGACUACUGGUGUCUGGCUACACAUAUUGAUCAGAAGAAGCAUUCUGAGUGGAGUGAUGCAGUCAGACUGACGGUGACAGAGAGACCUGUGACUGUUCUGACCCUCCAACCCAACUGGCCCCACGUAUUCAGCGGAGAGACUGUCACUCUCAGAUACCUGCAUCCUUCAGUGUCUCUCAGAAUACGACCCAACAGAACUCAACACUUUACAUCAAAGUCUCUCUCACUGAGCUGUGAGGAGAAGGGGAACUCUACUGGAUGGAGACUGAAGAUAUACAGAGAGAGAGGAGUGGAGUCAGGGUGUGGCUCUAACUGGGGAUCAAUAGCAGGGUCCACAUGUACCAUCAGGUCCACACUUGAAAAGGACAGUGGAAUGUACUGGUGUGAGUCUGCAUCAGGAGAGUACAGUAAUGCUGUCAACAUCACAGUGGAUGCUGGUGCUGUGAUCCUGGAAAAACCUGCCUAUCCCAUGACUGAGGGAGACUCUGUGACUCUGCUCUGUACAAAUAGAUAUCAGGAAACAAACCCAAACCCCAAGGUUGAUUUCUACAAAGAUGGAGAACUCAUCAGGAAUGAGACCACGGGAGGGAUGACCAUCACUGCAGUAUCAAAGUCAGAUGAAGGCUUCUAUAAGUGUAAAUCUAAUGAAGGAGAAUCACCAGAGAGCUGGGUGAAAGUGAGAGUCCCUCCAGGUUCUAUUGUCUCCAUCUCUCUGCUGUUCAGGCUGCUGUGUGGUCUACUGGUGGUGUCUCCCUUUCUACUGGUAUCUAUCAUUCUGAUGGUGAAAUGCUGCAGGGCUCAAGUUGUGGGUGUUCCUCUGUUCAUCAACAAGAGAGUGGGGGACUCCGUGGAGCUGAUGUUCGAGGGGAGACUAAAGAUGAACACCAAAAACUUCAGUUUAACGGUCAGAGAACUGACACUGCAAGACUCAGGGGAUUUUCUAGUUACAGGCGAAGGGGACAAAGGUCAGAUUGGCGGUAGGACCAUCACUCUGAAGGUCAACGAGCCUAUAUCCAAGGUGGUGAUCCAGACAGACAUCACGCUAUUAGCCAACCACUCCUGUACGGUGCGGCUGGUGUGCAACGUGUCCUGCUACUCCAACCUUACAUACACCUGA
Molecule: messenger RNA, 1188 nt
Organism: Coregonus clupeaformis (lake whitefish)
Lineage: Eukaryota; Metazoa; Chordata; Actinopteri; Salmoniformes; Salmonidae
Product: low affinity immunoglobulin gamma Fc region receptor II-like
Exons: 8
Coding region: 1-1188 (395 amino acids)
Biological process (GO): cell surface receptor signaling pathway
Molecular function (GO): transmembrane signaling receptor activity
Source: RefSeq, a predicted model, not a curated record